This is a messenger RNA of Paralichthys olivaceus (Japanese flounder), 2141 nucleotides long. It is a transcript of the gene cct8, whose product is annotated as chaperonin containing TCP1, subunit 8 (theta). Gene Ontology annotation, molecular function: ATP hydrolysis activity; ATP-dependent protein folding chaperone; ATP binding. The record is from RefSeq and is a predicted model, not a curated record. Gene Ontology annotation, cellular component: chaperonin-containing T-complex. Gene Ontology annotation, biological process: protein folding. NCBI's taxonomy places the organism in Eukaryota, Metazoa, Chordata, Actinopteri, Pleuronectiformes, Paralichthyidae.
CGCUGUUAGCCGUCGCUGCCCCACGCCUCGCUGAAGAAGCUCCUCCUCGGUCUCUCCGGCUUUGUACCCAGAGCUGAACCCACGCCGCCGCUGACUUCUCCAGGAUUCAGGGGCUGCUAAACAUCGGAAAAUGGCUCUCCACGUCCCCAAAGCUCCGGGCUUUGCCCAAAUGUUGAAGGAUGGCGCCAAGCACUACUCGGGGCUUGAAGAGGCUGUCUACCGUAACAUCAGAGCCUGUAAGGAGCUGUCUCAGACCACACGCACCGCCUAUGGGCCGAACGGUAUGAACAAAAUGGUCAUCAACCACUUGGAGAAGCUGUUUGUCACCAACGACGCGGCCACGAUUCUGAGAGAGCUCGAGGUGCAGCAUCCAGCAGCCAAAAUGAUCGUGAUGGCGUCCCACAUGCAAGAGCAGGAGGUCGGGGACGGCACAAACUUUGUCCUGGUGUUUGCCGGAGCUCUGCUGGAGCUGGCUGAAGAGCUGCUCAGGAUGGGCCUGUCUGUGUCAGAGGUGAUUGAAGGCUACGAGAUGGCGUGCAAGAAGGCGCUGGAGAUCCUACCAGACUGCGUAUGUUCUUCAGCCUCAAACCUCCAUGAUGUGAAGGAGGCCACGUCCCUGAUCCGUACAGCAGUCAUGAGUAAACAGUAUGGCAAUGAAGACUUCCUCGCCGGCCUCAUUGCAGAUGCCUGUGUAUCCAUCUUCCCAGAGUCCGGCAAUUUCAAUGUUGAUUGCGUCAGAGUCUGCAAGAUUUUGGGUUGUGGGGUGAUGACAUCCUCCAUGCUUCAUGGCAUGGUUUUUAAGAAGGAGGCAGAAGGAGACGUCACAUCUGUUAAAGAUGCAAAGAUUGCUGUCUACUCCUGCCCCUUUGACUCCAUGGUGACCGAGACCAAGGGCACAGUGCUGAUCAAAAAUGCUCAGGAGCUCAUGGACUUCAGUAAGGGAGAGGAGGAUAUGAUGGAGACUCAGGUGAAGGCCAUCAAGGAAGCUGGUGCCAACAUAGUGGUCACUGGAGGGAAGGUGGCCGACAUGGCGCUGCACUAUGCCAACAAGUACAAGCUCAUGGUGGUGAGGCUUAAUACCAAAUGGGACCUCAGGAGGUUAUGCAAGACUGUGGGAGCUGUAGCACUGCCCAGGAUGAUGGCUCCAACCCCCGAGGAGAUGGGUCACUGUGACGAUGUGUACCUUACAGAGGUGGGCGACACGCAGGUGGUGAUCUUCAAACAUGAGAAAGAAGACUGUGCCAUCUCAACGGUGGUAAUCAGAGGCUCCACUGACAAUCUGCUGGACGACAUCGAGAGGGCCGUGGAUGAUGGAGUGAAUACCUUCAAGGUUCUGGUCAGGGACAAGCGACUGGUACCAGGAGCAGGAGCCACUGAGAUCGAACUGGCCAAACAGCUCACUUCAUACGGAGAGUCCUGCCCUGGUCUGGAGCAGUACGCCAUUAAAAAGUUUGCUGAAGCCUUCGAGACGCUGCCCCGUGCGCUGGCUGAGAACUCUGGUGUGAAGGGGAGCGAGCUCAUCUCGAAGAUGUACUCUGCACAUCACGAGGGAAACAAAAACAUAGGCUUUGACAUUGAGGGAGAAGGCCCCGCAGUAAAGGACAUGCUGGAAGCUGGCAUCCUGGAGCCUUACCUGGUCAAACACUGGGGCAUCAAACUGGCCACCAACGCUGCCAUAACAGUACUGAGAGUUGACCAGAUCAUCAUGGCUAAGGCUGCAGGGGGACCCAAGGCUCCCAAGCAGAGAGGCCAUUGGGACAAGGACGAUUGGGACGAGGCACCAGAUAAUUUUCAAACUCACCAUUAGAGGGCGCACACAAACUCCCUCUGUCAGUAGGUCCUGGAAUAUCAUCAUGGCCAAACCAGCAGGGGGACCCAAACCUCCCCAGGGCAGGAAGGACUUUGAUGACGACGACUAAAAGGAGACGACAUCCAGCCGAUGCACCUUUCAACCCUGAACGCUCCCACAUGGAUUCACAAACCUCUUUUCUACUUGUUUAUUUAAAGUUCAACAGUUCGGUUUAUUUUGUUUAGAUGACCAUGCAUUGGUUAAAAAAUGAUUAUGUGAAAGUAAAAUGUAUGGAUGGCACUGUUUUGCUUCUUUUGUUCUGAGUCCCAAAUAAAAGGCACUUGGGCUGUCA